AUGCCAGCCAACCUCACAGAGGGCAGUUCCAAUUCCACCCAGACCGUGCCAACAACACUGGAUUCAUCCCGAGUGGCUUGCACUGAAACGGUGACUUUCACUGAAGUGGCCGAGGGAGAGGAGUGGGGCUCUGUCUACUCCUCCUUUAAGACUGAGCAGUUGAUAACCCUGUGGGUCCUCUUUGUAUUCACCAUUGUUGGAAAUGCAGUCGUGCUGUUCUCCACAUGGAGGAGGAAGAGGAAGUCCAGAAUGACCUUCUUUGUGACUCAUCUGGCCAUCACAGACUCUUUCACGGGACUGAUCAACAUCUUGACGGAUAUUAUUUGGCGAUUCACUGGAGACUUCCUUGCACCUGACCUGGUCUGCCGAGUGGUCCGCUAUUUGCAGGUUGUACUGCUCUAUGCCUCUACCUACGUCCUGGUGUCCCUCAGCAUAGACAGAUACCAUGCCAUCGUCUACCCCAUGAAGUUUCUGCAAGGAGAAAAGCAAGCUAAGGUCCUCAUCCGGGUUGCCUGGAGCCUCUCCUUCCUGUUCUCCGUUCCCACCCUGAUCAUAUUCGGGAAAAGGACACUCUCCAAUGGUGAAGUGCAGUGCUGGGCCCUGUGGCCUGAUGACUCCUACUGGACCCCAUACAUGACCAUUGUGGCCUUCCUAGUGUACUUUAUUCCUCUGACAAUCAUCAGCAUCAUCUAUGGCAUUGUGAUCCGAACUAUUUGGAUUAAAAGCAAAGCCCAGGAGAUGGUGAUUUCUAACUGCUCGGAUGGGAAACUGUGCACCAGCUACAAUCGAGGGCUCAUCUCAAAGGCAAAAAUUAAGGCCAUCAAGUACAGCAUUGUCAUCAUCCUUGCUUUCAUCUGCUGUUGGAGCCCAUACUUCCUCUUUGACAUUUUGGACAAUUUCAACCUCCUUCCAGACACCAAGGAGCGUUUUUAUGCCUCCGUGAUCAUUCAGAACCUGACAGCACUGAAUAGUGCCAUCAACCCCCUCAUCUACUGUAUUUUCAGCGGCUCCAUCUGCUAUCCCUGCAAAGAGCAAAGAUCACAAGACUCUAGAAUGACAUGCCGAGAAAGAACGGAAAGACAUGAGAUGCAGAUUCUGUCCAAGCCAGAAUUCAUCUAGACCCUUGGACAAUUGCAGUUGUAGGUAGAGUCUCAUGAGCUCUUUAGGUCCCCACAAUCAGCUGUGCAUGUGUAAGGAGCCUGAGCCGAUUUCUCCACCCUGCUCCUGUCAUCACUUGGGAAUGUUCAAGAUACAUGUUCUAAUGAGGGUGUGUCAUCUGCAAUGGCAAGUAUUAGCCAAAACCAACUCACCAACUAUCCAUGGGAACCAGGAAAGACACUCUUUCCUCCUCCUCUCUUGCGAUUUCCAGCCCUCCUUCCCUUUGGCCGCACCCAAACCCAAUGGACAGAGAUGGUACUGACCCAGGGUCCUGGUUUGGGUAAGCAAGGAGAUACAGAAGCAGAAGGGACAAAAGGGGGAAAAAAGGUUAUUCAUAAAUCUUCUAAUUAUAAUUUUAAAAGUAAAUAAAAGACUUAAUAAAGACUAGACUUUUUAUCUCCCAGUUUUGGAUUGGAGGUUUGGUGGUUGUAGCCAAAAAGAAGUUUGCCCUUGAAAUGCCAACAAAUUUACUUUCAGACACUGGUGCUUUGCAUGUCCUCAGUGUGCAGGUGGAUGCAUUGGCAGCAGCUAAACUCACACUUCUGUUGUAUCAACAAGCAAUUCAUGGAAAGAACACAACUACUGGCCCUCCAUAACAAGGUCAAGUGUAAGGGUAUUUUCUCUGAUGGGAAAAAUAUUGUGAUAGGAAACCAUGGGUCCUUCACCUCCAGCCCCAGAUUGCUGAGACCUGGAACUCAGGGAUCUUUGAGUAUCUCUGAAGGCUCUUCCCUCUGUAUCCAGUGUUUGGGUCACUCUGAAUUCCAUUGCUCACACUCAGGGUCAUUUCUACCCCUUGUAGCCCUCCGAGCCUCUCUUCAGAUAGGAGCUGAGUUCCUGUGGUUUUUCCAAGCAUGACGAUUCUGUAAGCUCUUUACCAGUUUUGCAUGCUGUAGUCUUUGUCUAUCUAACACCUCU
Molecule: messenger RNA, 2073 nt
Organism: Marmota monax (woodchuck)
Lineage: Eukaryota; Metazoa; Chordata; Mammalia; Rodentia; Sciuridae
Gene: Npsr1
Product: neuropeptide S receptor 1
Exons: 9
Coding region: 1-1119 (372 amino acids)
Biological process (GO): positive regulation of release of sequestered calcium ion into cytosol; neuropeptide signaling pathway
Cellular component (GO): cytoplasm; membrane
Molecular function (GO): neuropeptide receptor activity; vasopressin receptor activity
Source: RefSeq, a predicted model, not a curated record